AGAAAGCCAUCGCAGAAGAUCAAAUAUAGAUGCUUUUCACGUCUCAGCUACUGAAAAUGAUCAGUUCUCUAAAGACUACAAGGUUGGUGGCUAAGAAAAGGAUGUCGACUACAUACAUCAUAAUGGCACCAAAUUCUGUUAAUCAGGCAACAGUUUUUAUUCAUUAUACACGCAAAGAGGCAUUAAUGCUUAGAUCCUUCCUGAUAUAUACCAUUUUCAUCUCAUUUCGAUUCAUUCUUAUGUACAGAUGCAAAAGGUCGUCAGUCGUCACACAUGUUUUCACUUGCAGACAUUGCCGACGACACCAAGUUCAUCUUCGAGCUUGGAAUUGAGAUACCGAAGACAUUCCAAAAAUGAAACUUUACUUUCGUCUGAUACGAAAACUCUCGUCUUGAAGCUUUGGUUUUUAACUCCACAAGUCGUCCAUUUGACAUUCGAGAAAAUGAUUAGUCAGCCGAUCAGAAACGCUCCAAAACGCAGCGCGGUGGAUAGAAUAGAAGAGAGCGUUUACGUUGUUUCCUUUUUUAAAAGAUUUUCAUUUAAGAUAAGACACCUAUAUUAAUUACGUUAAUACCCUUUAGUAAACUUAUUUAUACACACUCGACGUUUCGUUUCAUUCUAUUUUUUUCUGCAAAGUAAAAGUUUUGAAAUCCCGCUCUAAAUUUACAAUGGCGCCAAAGAGAGCAUCGCCGAUGCAGCCUUCUCUGUACCCUAUCGGUAAUUACGAGGUCGCAGUGGAUGGUAAGAAUUUCACCUGUGAAUCCGGACCCAAGAGCAUUCACAUCAAAUUUUCCAGAAACAACAGAGUGAAAAUCUCAGAGAAGGAUAAAACCGUUUCUGAUUAUCCGAAAGAAGACAUGUUUCUUCUUCUUAAUCCUCGGGAUGAAGAUGAGUUUACCAAAUCUCAUCUCCAAGAAGUGUUGAAGUUAUAUAGCCAAGAGUUACCUGACAUGAAAUAUGCUUCAAACACUGGGAAGCAAUCUGCAUUUCUCGAGAGAUGUGUUUUUAAAGGAAAGUACUGUUCUUUGGUUUUGAAGUCCACGCUUGGUGGAGGCUCAGAUGAGAUCUUAGCUGCAAUCUCAUAUCAAAUAGUCCCUGCUGAUACACAGUAUGCUGAGAUACCUCUUGCUGCUGUAACAUAUACACACCAGAAAAAGGGUUUUGGUAAACUCGUCUAUGAAGAAUUAAUGAAGAGACUUCAUAGUGUUGGCAUCCGAACUAUAUAUUGUUGGGCAGACAAAGAAUCUGAAGGAUUCUGGCUUAAACAGGAAUUUAUAAAAUUAGCGGAGGUAGACCACAAAGGAAAAGCAAGGGGGUUACACAUCAAGUCUAAUAUUCGAAAAGCCUUGUGUUUUCCGGGCGGUUCAACUCUCAUGCUUUCUCAUCUGAAAAAGGAAUCUUCUCUUAAUCCUGCAAACAUUGAGAGUCCCUCUUCAUGGAAAUAUCAGUGUGAAGGAUCUCCACUCUCAGCAAGAAAUAAUUGCACAGGUCCUGUGACUGGAGAUUCAGUUAAACUUGGAGAGAGCUUUGGUGAAAGCGUAUAUCUUGACUGUAUCUCUGGUAUCAGAAGUCCAAUGGACUCGAUCACAGGAAAGGAAAACAACAACGUGAUCUCUGAUCAAGCUACCACAGCUGACAGUGAGACCAAAUGUUCAACACCAGGCUUAAAGAGAUCUUGGGAAGCUUCAUUGUCCUCUCUACAAUCUAAAAGGAUUAGGGCAAACAACAAUAAUAACUCUGACAUAGCAAAAAUAGAUUUGGCUCAGAGCUCUGCAAAGCAAUCGAAAGACGAUAAUUCCUCCCAAGUAGAUAUAACCGAGGAUUCCCUGCCCACAAUCUGCAAAAGAAACGAUGUUGAACAAUGCAGAAUGGCGACUGGGAUAAACAUGGAAGCUCGUCCAAAUGGACAACACUAUAGAAUCUUGUUGAUGGACAUUUGUGAUGAAAACAAGAAAGCUUGUUUAACAGAGGUAAUAAGAAAACUUGGUGGUGCUGUGACCUUGGAUGGCACAAUGAGCACACAUAUUGUCACCGGAAAAGUCAGGAAAACUCUGAAUCUCUGCACUGCUCUUUGCUCUGGGGCUUGGAUAGUAUCACCAAGUUGGUUAAAAGAAAGUUGCCGAGAAGGAAGAUUUGCUAAUGAAGCUUCACACAUACUGCAGGACGAAGACUACCAGUUGAAAUAUGAUACUGAUCUAAAAAGCUCAGUGCUUAGAGCAAAAGCUAGACCAAACUCGUUGCUAAAAGGAUAUGACAUAUGCGUUGGACCUAACAUUGAGUUGCCUAUUAAAACUUCAUAUGCGGUCAUCAAAUCUGCUGGUGGAAAUAUGAUAAGUGGAGUGAAUAAGGUAAAGGUGGCUUCAAAAACGAUAUACAUAGGGUGCGAAGAAGACACAGUGGGGGCAUUAUUUGCAGCAAAGAAAGGAGUUUGGACAUUCAGCAGCGAAUGGUUAAUGAACUGUGUCAUGAAGCAACAACUUGAUCUUCAAGUUCCUCAGUUUGUUGAGUCCUUGUGAUGAUGAUUCGAACUCGAGACCUCUAUGAUCUUUAGCUUGGAAAAUUGCACUUAUCUUUUACUUUUGGGUUUUAUGAAAAUGUAGAAGACAUUGUCGGAGCUUGAAUGGAUAGGCUAAGAAGCUCAAGUCGCCGAUCUAUUUAUGUAUAAAAAUAAAAAUAUGUUACUUGAAGGUUGAUUUAAUUUACA
Molecule: messenger RNA, 2704 nt
Organism: Arabidopsis lyrata subsp. lyrata
Lineage: Eukaryota; Viridiplantae; Streptophyta; Magnoliopsida; Brassicales; Brassicaceae
Exons: 13
Coding region: 669-2516 (615 amino acids)
Source: RefSeq, a predicted model, not a curated record